UAUGUACGUUUUUAUUUAUUUAUUCAAUUUUUUUAAAACAAUGCACUUACCCAUCUGCUGUAGUGUGUUUCUGGUAUUUAUGGAUUUUUUUAAUGGUACCACUAUUUGUAUAGUCUUACUUUAAUUGGUUCCACUUGUAUUGCCAUUUGCAAGUCGCUUUCAUAAAAGCAUCUGAUAAAUGAAUGAAUGUAAACUUAGAAUAUUCAUAAUAUUUGACAACUAUAGCACUAGCAUGCCUGAAAACAGUUCAGUCUUUGAGUUACCUUCAUUGUACAGAUGGAGGACAGAAUUUAUGCAAAUGUUGGCCUAUAUUGUAUAUUUUGAAAAACAAAAUCACUGCUUUGCAUUUUAAUUAGUCGUUUGACUGAAAACUUCAACGUUACUGACAAAUAACCCUUGUGACAACUAACCUCGGUCUUACAAAUAUAGUGGUCAAGGGGGAAAACUUUUUUAAGUGAAGCUUCAUUAUCACGGAAAUAGAUAGGCUACUAUAACUUCACCACUAGGUGGCUAUAAACUUGCAGAUCCUGUUUUACCUGUAUUUCCAGACAAAGUAUGUACAAUACAAUUAUACAAUACAAUAAGUAUAUAAGCAUGUACUAUAUCUAUUGAAAUACAAUAAUUACGCUAUUGUUAAAAACAAAACUAUAAACUGUGUAUAUAAAAAACGAAACAAAUAUAAAACAUAAAAAUCGCAGGUGCAGACAAAUCCUCCUCAGCUGCCCCGAGGUCGUCUCCAUGGGAACCAAUAUGAAAAACAAACUCAAACACAAAGGAAGAUUUAUUGCGGAGCCGAUUUGUAAUUGGAAAACUGUUGAAACGGCUUGUGGUCAGCAAGGAAAAUAAAAGUUCUUGUUUGAAUUUAAGCACAUUUUGAAGGCUGAAACAGCUGCGAGUACAUUUAUCUGGGAUGUCGGCCACAAUUAACCCGCUAGCAAAUCCUAAAGGAGUAAAGAAGCUGUGCGAACUUUGCCAGGAACCUGCAAAACUUCAGUGCACAAAAUGCCUGGUCACAUUUUACUGUAACUCUGACCACCAGCAAACUGACUGGACCAGUAUUCAUGGGAAAGUCUGUCCGUUGCUGGUAUCUAUCCACACACCUGCACCAUUCAGCGCACUGCAGUCUGACCGAGAGCACCACCACAAAGAAACACUGAAGAAACAGAAACAUCUAGCAGAGAUUGCUCAUUUGGAGUCGCAGAGGUGGGUGUCCAAGAAAAGGUUCCAGGAUGUGUUACCGGCCGCUCUCCUAUUCUUGCGCUGGGCCAUGCGGGUGUACGGAUCCUGUGCUGUUGAACUGGUACCAGCUUAUCUACUGCUCGCACAGGCUAAUAUAGGUUUAGGUUCUCUCUCCCAGGCACAUGAGUAUCUGUCUAAGGCUGAGUGGACAGUAAUGAAAACACCAGGCUGCAGUCACACUGUCCUUCAUCAGCUACACAGAACCCUGGGUCGCCUGCACGCUGCCAUGGAAAAAUACACAUCUGCUCUCACUCACUUUGCCAAUGACGUGUAUUAUGCCAGUGAAAUGUUUGGUUUGGGCAGUACUGUGACAUCUGGAGGAUAUUUUCUUAUGGCUGAUGUGUUUCUGAAGCAAAACAAGCCUGACAUUGCCCAUUCGCUCUACACAGAGGUGGCAAAUUCAUGGCACACUCACCUGUGUAAGCUGAUGGAUGGUAUCGGGCAGAGCGGCACUCAACCAGAGAAGUGUUUUGAUGAGGCCCAGUGUGUGGAGGCUGAUCAGAUGUUGAGCUGUAUCUUGGAGUUUGAGGAACAGUGUGUGAAGCCUCGCCCUGACCAGUCAGCCAUGUUGGCACAUUCUCUGGCUAUGCUGUGGUUACUAUGCAACAACUACACCAAGGCAUUGGAGUAUGGGAAGAAGGCUGAGGUGUUGAUCCAGGGGUUAAGUGAGCAAAACAGACUGAGAGAGUCUAUCCAUAAUCUACUACAACAUGCUGAAAAACAGUUGGAAUGAGACUGGCCACUAAACUACACACCGCAAACAAAUCAAAAUGGACCACAAUAUACAGCACAACAACAGUCAAACUGUCUUUACACUGUACAGUGUUCAUAUUCAUUCAUUAAAUCCAUCGAUAUUGGGAGAUAUUGAUGUAUAAUUAAGGUGCAGUCACAUUAGCGAAAUUUCGUGGGCAAAAAAGGUUAAUUGUCUAGUUCGGUAGUAAUGUAUGAAGCACGGCUCGCACUCUUUUUUUUUUUUGUUUACUUUUAAACCAAACAGCUUUCUGUUGGUUAACGCAGUGAAUUUGUGAACUCGAACCUGUCGCGAAAUCUGUGUGAGGAAAUAUUUCACCCUCAUGUAAAAUUCCCAACCGCAUGGAUUCCUAUUGAAAUUACUGGAUUUUACCCAUGAAAAUUCGCUAAACAACAGUAUAUGUGACCACACCUUUAGUGAGGCAGGCUACAGCAAAAAUCUUGCAAAAGAUCAGUGGAAAAGGCCUGUCAACUGUGAUGUGAGAUAAAUAGACAAGCUGACACGGUUUCAUAUUCUGGACAUUUUUAAAAUGUCUUUAUUGGUAUUAUUGGUAUUAUUACGUAAUGACACAUAACAUCAAUGUUGUCGUUCGAUCAUUAGUAAUUUCUUGUUUUAAAUUAUACAACAUUGCUUGGUUUUUGGCAUUUAGGUUCCCACUAAAAAAAAAAAAAAAAAAAAAAAGCAAUGAAAUGAACACAUGGAGUCUCAAAACAUUUCCCUUUUCCAUACCAGAGAGCUAAGUGUUCAUUAGCAGCAACUGUUGCUUUUCAUUUUUAGUUAUGUGAUGCUAAGUUAAUUGCCAACUCACAAGUCAGAAGGGUAUAGCGGUACCUUAUCAAUCAGAUUGAGCACUACUUCAUAUAGACCGUGUUUUCCACUGUAAGAUCUGAUGAUGCUAUUUUAGCUCUCAGUUCAGAUGCAUGUUUUUGAACUGCUGUCAUGGAAGUUUGGCCCCUCCAUUCUGAAUUUGCAUUUUAUUAAGUUUUGGAGUCACAGAGGUUUGAUACUUAACAUAAGGGCAGAAGAAACUUCCUGUUGUAUCCUAUGAAGUGGAGGCAGAGCUUGCAAGUUCGACAACCAUAUAGUGCGUUAUCGCAAAAACACAGAAAAGUGUCAGAGUUUACAGGGACACUUGUUCUUGCGUGGGAAGAGGUGGAAGGUGCAAGUCUCUGGUUGCAUGGAAUGAUGGAACACAUCACACACACAAGACGGCAAAUCACAACGCUUGAGAGGGGGUGGUGAGAAGAGUGUGGUCAACGGCUGUUCAGUCAAACUCACACUAAAACCCUUCGUCACUCCAAGCAAGAUUAUCGCAUAUAAACCAGUUUUUCCUUUUUCUCAAAAAAAAAAGAAAAAAAAAAAAGAAAAAUUAUAAAUUAGGAAAACAAAA
Molecule: messenger RNA, 3380 nt
Organism: Sinocyclocheilus anshuiensis
Lineage: Eukaryota; Metazoa; Chordata; Actinopteri; Cypriniformes; Cyprinidae
Product: zinc finger MYND domain-containing protein 12-like
Exons: 9
Coding region: 911-1972 (353 amino acids)
Molecular function (GO): protein binding
Source: RefSeq, a predicted model, not a curated record